This is a messenger RNA of Carassius auratus (goldfish), 777 nucleotides long. RefSeq lists its product as uncharacterized. The record is from RefSeq and is a predicted model, not a curated record. NCBI's taxonomy places the organism in Eukaryota, Metazoa, Chordata, Actinopteri, Cypriniformes, Cyprinidae. Bases 1 to 777 code for a protein of 258 amino acids. The transcript is spliced from 3 exons.
AUGUCCUUUUAUGAGGUCUUUUUUGACGCCAGAAUCAAAGGUGCUUUUGCUGUUGAUUCAGAUGUGUCAGUGAUGGAGGGAGAUACAGUGACGUUACACACUGGUGUUCAAAUGAACCAACAAGACAUAAUGAUAUGGUAUUUUGGAGAAGAUCGCCUAGCUAUAAUUAAUGAAGACAAACAGAAGAUCUGUGAAGAUGUUGAGUGUAAAGAGAGAUUCAGAGACAGACUGAAGCUGGACAAUCAGACUGGAUCUCUGACCAUCAUGAACAUCACAAUCACAGACUCUGGACUUUAUAAACUGAAGAACACCACCCUCAACACUGACAAUAUCUUUAGUGUUACUGUAGAUGGUGUUUCUGCUGCUGAACGAGAUGAAAUCAAGAGAAAGUCAGUGAAGGAGGGAGAAUCUGUUACUUUAGACACUCAUGUAAUAAAAAACUUAACUGAUGUGAUGAGAUGGUAUUUUAAUGACUCUCUCAUCGCUGAAAUCACUGGAGAUCAGCGUGAGAUCUGUUCAGAUGUUCAGUGUAAAGAGAGAUACAGAGACAGACUGAAGGUUAAUCAGACUGGAUCUCUGAUCAUCACAAACACAAGAAUCACAGACUCUGGAGAAUAUACACUACAGAUCAUCAGCAGCAGAUUCAGCAUCAUGAGGAGUUUCACUCUUACUGUCUCUGGUGAGUAUCAUCUCGUCAUUCAGUGCAUGUUCCCUUUUUAUUUUAGAAUACAGUUCAAUAUUUUUAGGGUCCACUAUAUUUUUAGGUCCACUAAAUGA